GUGGAGAUGACAUUUAUUACGAGAGUCAAUUAUAUAUUUUAAUAUUUAUAACUCUCAUUAAGAUUUUCUUUGCCACCACCCCACCACUCCAUACUUCUCUCAUCUUCUGCUUUUUUCUCCUUCUCCCACACACCUUUUUGCUCCCCAACUCCUACGUGUUUCCUCUCUCUUCUCUCUCUCUCUCUCUCUCUCUAUCUGUAUCUCUGCAAACUGACGCCAUGACUGAGGAUGAGUGGGUGAAGGCGGCGAUGCUCGACGAUUCCAUGGUGGUUGAGCUGCUGUUGGGGCUCAACCACCCCUCCGCCAGGCCCAACCCGGCGGCGGCUUUUCCGCUCGACUGGAGCGUGCGUCAGCGCCGUUCCAAGCCGGUAACCGUCAGGCCGAAGAAGGCGGCCACGAGGGAUAGCCCUACCACGCCGCUGUCCUGGAGCGGCGCCACCUCCGUCAGCUGCGGCGGCGCUGUUGACGGUGGUCCUGAGGAGUCCAGCUAUCCUAAUCCGCCGCCGCCGUCGUCAAAGGCAUCUGGCAAGGCGAGAUCUAAGCUAAAUGAGACAAAGGAAAAAAGCACUACCAAGAGGUCAAGAAGGAAAAAGACAUUGGCUGAACUCAAAGAAGAUGAGGCUAUGCUACUAAGGGAAAGAAGGCUGCUAAAGAAGGAACUAGCAAUGUUACGUGCCAAUUUGGAUAAACAAAGGGCCACUAACGAAAAUCUGAAGAGAAUGAAGCUUGAUUUGCAAUCUCAGCCGGGAAGCGAAAGAGAUCUCGAGAUCGGGAUUGCCCUUCCGGAUCUAAAUCUUCCACUCGAGGCGGAAGGGGUGAAUGAGGUUGAGUGUGGAACGAGUUAGAAUUAAGUCCCAGCAGCAUUUAUAGCCUAAUAAGCUCUAAUUUUUGUUGUUGCAACUUGUAAUUAAAUACCUGUCCUGACCACUUUCCAGUUUCCACUCAAAACAACAUGGUUAGUGAAGAAGGUAGUGAGGGUAGAGUUAGGAUCAUGAAGGAAUUAUAGUGAUGAUGAUAGGUUAGAGAUCCUAGCUGCUUAUUAGAUGCAGUCACAUUCUUUUAUCAACAGGUUUCUGCAAUGUCCAAUUCUUUGGGGCAAACCCUCAUUGCUUCUAUUACUUUUUUUUUUUUUGACAAAAUUUUCACAGAUGGGAUGUAAUGUUUAUAUAGGAAAUGAGAUUGGUUUGGACCUUUUGGUAUAUUUUUGAGAAAAUAUUUUGAUCAUCUUCCUUCUUUA
Ipomoea nil (Japanese morning glory) is the source of this 1237-nucleotide messenger RNA. RefSeq lists its product as uncharacterized. Bases 219 to 845 code for a protein of 208 amino acids. The transcript is spliced from 5 exons. The record is from RefSeq and is a predicted model, not a curated record. Lineage: Eukaryota; Viridiplantae; Streptophyta; Magnoliopsida; Solanales; Convolvulaceae.